Messenger RNA from Closterium sp. NIES-65, 1392 nucleotides. NCBI's taxonomy places the organism in Eukaryota, Viridiplantae, Streptophyta, Zygnematophyceae, Desmidiales, Closteriaceae. The record is from the annotation of a GenBank genome assembly.
AUGGCUGCCGUGUCCGCUGCCACUGCUCGUGUCGCCAUGGCUGCUGCUCCCGUGCAAUCGGCAGUGCUUGCAUCGUCUUAUUCUUCUCGAUCAAGCUUUGCGGCAUGCCCUGUUUCGAGGCCGAGCCGUGCUGCUGGAGCAAAGCGCCUACCAGCAGGAAUCAGGUGCCAUGGUGAGGAGAGCGAGGCGGCUGUCGAUGGUCGCGCUUUCCGCCGAGCGUUGAAUAAGAGCGACAACUACAAUCGCAGCGGGUUCGGGUACAAGAAGGAGAUGCUGGAGCGGAUGGAGCAGGAAUACACGAGCGACGUGGUGAAGACUCUGCGCGAGAACAACAACGAGUACACGUGGGGCGACGUCACUGUCAUGCUCGCCGAGUCGCUCGGCUUCUGCUGGGGCGUGGAGCGCGCCGUGCAGAUGGCGUACGAGGCGCGCAAGCAGUUCCCCGACCAGAAGAUCUGGGUGACCAAUGAGAUCAUCCACAACCCCACCGUCAACGACAAAAUGGAGAGCAUGGGGAUGAGUUUCAUCGAGACGCGCGGGGACGGCAGCAAGGACUUCAGCGUGGUGGGCGACGACAACGUGGUGGUGCUGCCGGCGUUCGGCGCGUCGCUGCAGGAGGUGACCAUGUUCCACGACCGCAACGUGCAGAUGGUCGAUACCACCUGCCCCUGGGUCUCCAAGGUGUGGGACACGGUGGACAAGCACAAGCGCGGGCAGUUCACGUCCGUGAUUCACGGCAAGUACGCGCACGAGGAGACGGUCGCCACCGCCUCGUACGCCGGCACCUACAUCGUCGUCAAGGACAUGAAGGAGGCGCACUACGUGUGCGACUACAUCCUGGGCGGCAAGCUGGACGGCUCCAGCGGAACUCGGGAAGAGUUCCUCCAGAAGUUUGCCAAGGCGGUGUCAAAGGGAUUCGACCCGGACACAGACCUGGAGCGCCUGGGCAUUGCGAACCAGACCACCAUGCUCAAGGGCGAGACUGAGAUGAUCGGCAAGCUGUUGGAGCGCACGAUGAUGAGCAAGUUCGGUGCCAGCAACGUGAACUCGCACUUCAUGAGCUUCAACACCAUCUGUGACGCCACUCAGGAGAGGCAGGACGCGAUGUACGCGCUGGUGGAGAGGCCCAUGGACCUGAUGAUCGUGGUGGGCGGGCUCAACAGCAGCAACACGUCGCACCUGCAGGAGAUCGCCGAGCACAAGGGCAUCCCCUCCUACUGGGUCGACGAGCCCACGCGCAUCGGCCCUGGUAACCGCGUAACGCACAAGCUGUACUAUGGCGAGCCGAGCUCAAGGAGACGGAGGGCUUCCUGCCGCCCGGCCCCAUCCGCAUCGGCGUCACUUCGGGGGCCUCCACCCCGACAAGGUGAGGCACUCGCUCUCACAAGGUGA